Molecule: messenger RNA, 1643 nt
Organism: Brassica rapa (field mustard)
Lineage: Eukaryota; Viridiplantae; Streptophyta; Magnoliopsida; Brassicales; Brassicaceae
Product: zinc finger protein ZAT4
Source: RefSeq, a predicted model, not a curated record
UGAAAGAAUAUAUAUAAUUUUAAUUUAUGGAAAUAAUAAUCUUUAAAUUAAACUUUCUGCGGAUUGUGCAAUUUCAAGAUUUGAGGGAUAGUAAUGAGUGGGCUAAAUAGAUCUGAACCGUCCAGUAACAUUUUUUCAUAUCUUUUUUUGGUUCCAUGCAUGAACUUAAACAACAACAACAAGACACCUAAGAGAUGGAGAGAGAAUAAUAAGGAGAGUGUGUGUGUUGUGUUGGUAUUGAGAGAGAGAGGAAUAGAUCCAAAAACGCAGCUGACCUUUUGAUUACUUCUCUUUUUAUUUUGCUCCAAAACUCAAAACAAAUCUCUGAGCUUUGAGCUGUGGAGUUUACAAAGUUUGUUCUUUUUAUUUCUCUCCUUAGCUUUAAGGUCGGAUCUUUGUACUAGAGAACAACAACAGCUGUCACAUCCCACAAUCUGAUCGCUAAGAAAGCAUCAACCUUUUCUCUGCUUCUCUCUUGGCUCUGUAGCAUUUGAGUUUUGUCGGUUUGUGCAGAAUUUUUUCAGGAGAUUUGAGGUAAACUCUCAUCAGCAACAAAAAGAAAUUCAAAUUGAAAUGGAGAAGAAGUAUGUGUGCAAGUUCUGUAACAAGAAGUUCACUUCUGGCAAAUCACUUGGAGGUCACAUCAGGAUUCAUUCCAAUGAGUACACAGUUGCUUCUGAUAGUUUCAACGGCAAGAAUCCUAAGAUGAAGAACAACAACAAGAAGAGGUUGGUGGAACAUAAACAACUUUGUUGCGGAGAAUGUGGUAGCAAUCACAUGGAUUGUCACUGUGUGGGAGAGAAGAUGGUGAUGGAUAGCCAAUCUGAUACUGAGACUACUUCCUCAGCUCCUACCAGGAAAAGAUCCAAGAAGCUGAUGAAACAAUCCAAUUCAGAAUCUUUUAGCACGUCUUCUGCUUCUGAGAUUGACCAAGAACACAAGGACACUGCUUUGUCUCUGAUGAUGAUGUCUAUAGAUUCUAAAGGACAUAACUUGGUGGUGAACUCUCUAGCUGAGUCAUCUGAGAACAACUCUGAGAUUCUGGAGACAAAGGCUUCUUCAGGGGAGCAGCUAAACGUGAAGAACCAGGAUUUAAAGACUGACAAAGUUGCAGUUGAUGACCAAUUGAGAUCUACCAAUGAUGCUGAUUCAUAUAGCUCUGAUUCUGAUUACUUCAUGAAUGGCCCAAAGAAGUCAGACUCAGAUAUCUCUGUUGAAGGGUCUCUCAGGAACACUGAACUCAACAGUUUCAAGAAUGGUGAUGAGCUUGGGGUCAAGGAGGGAGGAUCAAAGUAUCAGCUGCGCAAAAGCAAAAGGGUCUUGCCUUCUUCUUAUGAAAGUGAUUCUUGUGCAGACAGAAACAUGAAGAUUCAUAGGUCCGGUGAUUGCAAGAUGCUUAAGAAAGCAAGUGGUGCAAACAAAAGUAGCAAAGCUCACGAGUUCAAGUCAAGUCAAGCUUUAGGUGGUCACAAGAGAUCACAUUCCAUUGAGAGCCAAGAACAGAAGAUCAAACACAAAGCAGCAGCUGAUAUGCGUAUCGAUCUCAAUCUCCCUGUUCAGGAUAUUGAUGUAUGAAUCAUAACCUAAAUCAAAUGUUUUCUUGAUUUUGUUCAUAUAAAGUUUUAAACUUAGCCAAUUCUUUU